Dibothriocephalus latus is the source of this 318-nucleotide messenger RNA. NCBI's taxonomy places the organism in Eukaryota, Metazoa, Platyhelminthes, Cestoda, Diphyllobothriidea, Diphyllobothriidae. The record is from the annotation of a GenBank genome assembly.
AUGGCUUCCUCGGGUUCGGACGGUCGUCCACUGCAUCCUGGAAUGCACGUCUCACACCUACAAAUGCAGCAACCGCCGCAACAGCACCAUGGGCAGAUACAGAUGCAACAUCAUGGUGGUGUUCCAAUGCAGCUACCUGGUGGGCCAAUGCCCGGCCCCAAUGGACAGGGUGUGAUGCACGUGAACUCCGGCCCUAGAUUCCAGAUGACCAAGGCUGCUUCAAUGACGCAUGCGCAGCCCGUGUCAACUUUUGCCAAUCUUCCAGGAGGCACCAGUCGUGUAAGUGUCCUCCCUUUUACUACCAAAAAGGCCUUAUAG